Messenger RNA from Nematostella vectensis (starlet sea anemone), 2517 nucleotides. RefSeq names its product kelch-like protein diablo. The transcript has a single exon. NCBI's taxonomy places the organism in Eukaryota, Metazoa, Cnidaria, Anthozoa, Actiniaria, Edwardsiidae. Gene Ontology annotation, molecular function: protein binding. The record is from RefSeq and is a predicted model, not a curated record. The coding region runs from base 91 to 1806 and encodes 571 amino acids.
CAUCCUAUGACUUGACAGACCGGCGAACUGAGACUGAGCACGGAACAUUCCCUUAUAAACUCCCUAAAUCGUAAAAUACCGGGACACAGGAUGGCUGGAAAGGACGCUACGUUCUGUGUGAAUGCAAUGCAAUCGAUGGACGAUUUUAGAAAAGAAAGAUUUCUUUGCGACGUUACAUUAAAUGUGAAUGAGGUCUUGUUCCACGCGCAUCGAAACAUUCUAGCCGCUUCCAGUCCGUACUUCCGUGCAUUGUUCACAAGCGAAAUGAGGGAAAAUCAGGGCAAUGAGAUCAAGUUAAACAAUGUUGAUGUCGAAAUCAUGGAAGACAUCUUGGCGUAUUUGUACUCUGGGUCGGUCGUUGUGGAGGAAAGUAAAGCUAUACCAUUGACAGUAGCGGCAGAUUAUAUGCUAUUACCUAAAUUAAAACAAUUGGGUAUAGACUUUCUCUCACAUAAUCUAACCUCUGCGAACUGCCUGAGCAUUCUUGCGAUUGCUGAGAAAUUCAAUUUCCAGACUCUCAAAGAUAACGCUCAGAGAUACACACUGGAACAAUUUGGAACUGUGUCUCAAGCGGAAGAGUUUGAGAGACUCAAUGUUGAACAGCUACUUGCUAUAAUUUCCUGUGACGACCUUGUAGCUAAGGAACAGGAGGUAUUCGAGGCUGUGGUAAGAUGGGUGGAUUUCUCCCUUGAAGAGAGAAGAAAGCAUUUUGAGAUCCUUUUUCGGCACUUGCGAUUAGUGUACCUCCCUAGGUGUUACCUGGAGGAUGUAGUGAAAGGCGAAGAGCUAGUCAGAGAAAGUGAUGCAUGUAAACUUUUAGUUGUCAGGGCUGAGGAAUAUUUUUCAUUGUCUUAUGAUGAAAGAAAGAGAAGAAAUCUUUUUCCUCAGCCAAGAACAUGCCAAAAUGGAAUUUUCAUUGCUGGGGGGUGGCUAGAAACGAAUAGAAUUACAAAUGAAGCUCAUUUGUUUGUGCCAAAUUUGAGCGAAUGCUAUGAUCUUGCACCCAUGAUAACAGCGAGAAAAAAUCAUGGAAUGACACUUCAUGAUGGGGGGAUAUUUGUUGUGGGUGGGGCCUCGAUGGAGGAGACAGCACUGCGUAGUGCUGAGCUUUACGACCCACGGUCAAACUCUUGGAGUACAGUCAUGAGCAUGCGGAAAGAAGUAGCAGCCUUAGGGGUUGCAUCUUUUGGAAACUACAUCUAUGCCAUAGGAGGGCAUGACAAUACAGGACGCCCUUUGAAUGUUGUUCAGCGUUAUGACUCUAAGGAUAACUCUUGGAGCUUUGUGGCCAGCUUGAAUGAGUCCCGCACAAGACUGUGUGUUGUUGCUACUGAGGAUCAAAUUUAUGCAUUUGGUGGGUUCAGCAGUGAAGAGUAUAUGCCGUUAAAGUCAUGUGAGACGUACAAAGUUGAUAACGAUGCCUGGUAUGAGAUCCCACCUAUGCGUCAUCGGCGAUCAGGUGCAUCGGCUACUUAUCUGCAUCAACAGAUUUACAUCAUUGGUGGUGAAGACCUUCUGGAGGUGCCCUUUGUGCUUGAUGCAUGCGAAGUGUACACCCCCGUUAGUAACUCCUGGAGUGUGAUUGCACCUUUGUGUGUCCCUAGAUCUCAUGGCUGUUCAGGAGCAAUAAAGGACAAGGUCUAUGCAUUGUGUGGAAUCAACAAAGGGAGAGAGCUUCAUAGUAUUGAAUGCUAUGACACAUAUAAGCGCCAGUGGGAAGUAGUGGAUAGACUCAAAGUUGCAAUUGAGGGGCUGGCUUGCUGCAUCACUACUGUCCCAGGAGAGCUCCUUGCCUCAGUCAUGUAGACAGGCCACCACAGGUGGCCUAGUGAGUUAGUGCAUCAGUAAAUGGGGCCUUUCACCACAGGUGGCCCAGUGUGUUAGUGAAUCAGCAAAUGGGGCCUCUUACCUCUACUAAAAUGGGUUCAUUUAAGUUAAGAAGCAACAUGUUGGGGUUUUGAUUUUAAUGGGUUUUUUUUUUUCAGCUUAUUUUCUUUCUGUUUUUGCAUGGUACAGUACAUUGAAUCAUCCGUUUCUCAUAUAUCAUGAUUUCUUGGUCUGUUAAAAAUUGCUUGAAAACAAAAAUUAUAUCGUUCAUGUACCAUUUUUAUUCUAAGCAUCCCAAAGGAAAUGGCUGGUCGCCAGGUAUUCUCAAGUCUUCUCUUUAAAAUCUCAUGCGAAUUUAGAAAUACAAUUAAAAUUGUCACAAUAAGUAUGUGUCAUAUAUUUAUAUAAAUGGAAUAUCCACUGCCGUAGCUGGCCUACUGGUAGCUCAUGGACCAGAAAACUGAGGUGCACAGUUACACCACUACUGGUCAUUUUCUUAAUAAUAAACAAUUAAUAAAUCACCUGGCUAGAGAAAUACCAGAUUUGUCUCUGGUCAGUGAUUUGAUGCAUUUGUGAAAACAGGAAUGUUAAACAAAUUUUUAAUUAUGGUAAGCAAUGUUAAAUAUAUAAAAAUAGUUAUGGUGAUGGGCUCGAUAAACAAUGUUUAUUUCCAUUAAAGUGAGUUUUUUU